AUGGAGUGGAACUUCCGUUGUGAUAACUUCGAAUAUAAUGGCAUGGCAAAGAGCCAAAUCAGCUCAAUGCCUCUCAAUACAUUAUGUGAGGAGAAUCGCCAGCAUGAUCCACUAGAUCACCGUUCGGUUAUGGAGCAUAACAUCUUCACUACAUCGAGUGGCAUCUCCGACUCGGCCAUGAGUGCCGAAUCAAGCUUCUAUUAUCCAUGGCUUACACAAAACCCGACGACCAACCAACUUGACCCUUACAUUGCCCAUGAUGCAGACUCUGAUGGUGGUGUACGGCUGUAUUUAACAUCUCAACAGGAUCCAUCACAGCCUCUUAUUUUCAUCCCAUAUAUAUCCAAUGGGACCAUUCUUCGGGGCUGCUCUUAUAAAAACGGACCCAUUCAAACAAAUAUUGGCAGGAAAAGUCGACUCAAGAUUGGAAAGACUUCACCUCACAAUGGGUAA
This is a messenger RNA of Penicillium waksmanii, 453 nucleotides long. RefSeq lists its product as uncharacterized. The transcript has a single exon. Lineage: Eukaryota; Fungi; Ascomycota; Eurotiomycetes; Eurotiales; Aspergillaceae. The record is from RefSeq and is a predicted model, not a curated record. Bases 1 to 453 code for a protein of 150 amino acids.